AUGGCCCCAGUUUUGUGCUGGCCUGGCCUCUGAGGCUGUGCUGUAAGAGCCCGGAAGAGCAGCAGGAUGGCGGAGAAGGGCAUGGAUCCCGCGUGUGUCUCCAUCGCCCUGGAGGACACGGUGUGCCACGCCGGCCCUCCGGACGCCCCGCUGCUCACCACUCACUUGAAGAAGGUGGAGAACCACAUCACAGAGGCCCAGAGGUUUUCCCACCUCCCGAAGCGCUCGGCUGUCAACAUCGAGUUCAUCGACCUGUCCUACUCUGUGCGGGAGGGAUCCUGGUGGAGGAAGAGAGGGUACAAGACUCUUCUCAAAUGCCUGUCAGGGAAGUUCUGCCAGCGGGAGCUCAUUGGGAUCAUGGGCCCCUCGGGAGCUGGGAAAUCCACACUAAUGAACAUCCUGGCUGGCUACAGGGAGACUGGGAUGAAGGGGCAGAUCCUGGUGAACGGGCGGCCGCGGGACCUGCGCACCUUCCGCAAGAUGUCCUGCUACAUCAUGCAGGAUGACAUGCUCUUGCCACACCUCACCGUGCUCGAGGCCAUGAUGGUCUCUGCUAACCUGAAGCUGAGCGAGAAGCAGGAGGUGAAGAAGGAACUGGUGAAUGAGAUCCUGACAGCCCUGGGGCUGCUGGAGUGCUCGUACACCCGCACCAGCUCCCUGUCAGGGGGGCAGCGCAAGCGCCUGGCCAUCGCCCUGGAGCUGGUCAACAACCCGCCCGUCAUGUUCUUCGAUGAGCCCACCAGCGGUCUGGACAGUGCCUCCUGCUUCCAGGUGGUGUCCCUGAUGCGGUCCCUGGCUCAGGGUGGGCGCACCAUCAUCUGCACCAUCCACCAGCCCAGCGCCAAGCUCUUCGAGAUGUUUGACAAGCUCUACAUCCUGAGCCAGGGCCAGUGCAUCUUCAAGGGCGUCGUGACCAACCUCAUCCCCUACCUGAAGGGCCUCGGCCUCCACUGCCCCACAUACCACAACCCCGCUGAUUUCAUCAUCGAGGUGGCCUCAGGAGAGUACGGGGACCUCAACCCCGUCCUGUUCCGCGCUGUGCAGAACGGGAUGUGCACCAUGGCUGAGAAGAAGAGCAGCCCUGACAAGGCAGAUUCAUCGUGCCCAACGUGUGGGACGGAUGUGGAUCACAUCGAGAGCCACACAUUUGCCACCAGCACCUCAACUCAGUUCUGCAUCCUCUUCAAGAGAACUUUCAUCUGCAUCCUGAGGGACACGGUGCUGACCCACCUGCGGUUCAUGUCCCACAUCUGCAUCGGGGUGCUCAUCGGGCUGCUCUACCUGCACAUCGGCAACGACGCGGGCAAGGUCUUCAACAACACCGGCUUCCUCUUCUUCUCCAUGCUCUUCCUCAUGUUCGCUGCCCUCAUGCCCACCAUCCUCACCUUCCCCCAGGAGAUGACCGUAUUCCUGAGGGAGCACUUGAACUACUGGUACAGCCUCAAAGCCUAUUACCUGGCAAAGACCAUGGCAGAUGUGCCCUUCCAGGUGAUCUGCCCCAUCGCCUACUGCAGCAUCGUGUACUGGAUGACGGGCCAGCCCCCCGAGGCCACGCGCUUCCUGCUCUUCUCUGCCCUGGCCACCGCCACGGCCCUGGUGGCCCAGUCCCUUGGGCUUCUCAUCGGAGCUGCUUCCACUUCCCUGCAGGUGGCCACCUUUGUGGGACCCGUCACUGCCAUCCCCGUGCUGCUCUUCUCGGGCUUCUUCGUCAGCUUCAAGACCAUCCCCACCUACCUGCAGUGGAGCUCCUAUGUCUCCUAUGUCAGGUAUGGCUUCGAGGGAGUCAUCCUCACCAUCUACGCCAUGGAGCGCGAGGACCUGGAGUGCCUCGAGGACUUCUGCCCUUUCCAAAAACCCAUCAAGAUCCUGCAGGAGCUGGAUGUGGAGGAGGCCAAGCUCUACCUGGACUUCCUCAUCCUGGGCAUCUUCUUCGUCAUUCUGAGGCUCCUGGCUUACCUGGUCCUCAGGUACAAGGUGAAAUCUGAGAGAUAA
This is a messenger RNA of Cinclus cinclus, 1992 nucleotides long. It is a transcript of the gene ABCG4, whose product is annotated as ATP binding cassette subfamily G member 4. The record is from RefSeq and is a predicted model, not a curated record. Gene Ontology annotation, molecular function: ATP binding; ATP hydrolysis activity; ABC-type transporter activity. Gene Ontology annotation, cellular component: plasma membrane. Lineage: Eukaryota; Metazoa; Chordata; Aves; Passeriformes; Cinclidae. The transcript has 15 exons.